GCAUAUAAAUUACAAAACAUAAUGACUGGAAAUGAAGUUGAACGUUAUCUACAUUGCCCUAAUAUCCACAGUGACGCACGCGAGGUACAAGAGCACGUUUUGCCAUAAAAAGAAAAAAGGUUUCCUGUCACGCGCGACAAAUUAAGGCCAAAGUGGACUUUUUCCAUGUAUAUACGGUAAGCAUUAUCUACUUUAUCGGGACAUUUUGAAUCGAUCUUGAUUAAAUCUAAAUGGAAUUCUAAUUCUUGGUGAAGACCUUAAAAUUGAGAGAAAGUUUCUUUAUAUAAUUACAGCGCGCUAAUGAUAUACGGAUAUUAAAUUGUACUAAGGCUCAGUUACUAAAUAAAUUAAAGAAAAUCUAAUUAUAGAAGCAGCCUCGUGUUUGAACGGGGGAGUAAUGAAGGUUGAUGACGAUACUGUAGGCGUUUAAUGACACCGGGCAUGCUGUAAACCAACCAAUUAUAUCACUCUGGCCCAAGGAUUCGCGUCCUAUUGUCUAAUGUGCCGCACAACCUCAAUAAAGAGUCGUGUGCGUUUGUAUGAGCAAAGAAACAGCGAUCAUUGGGAAGAACAGACAGCUUUCACCAUGAAUACCACUGGUUUCAUCAUAGUUUUGCUGCUGAGCCUGGCAAACUCAGUGACUGGCCGGUCAUUGGCUACGGCACUAGGACAUACUGACCACAGACACAACCCCACACCGCCAGUGACCAGAAUGUACGUCCUGAAGAACGGCGACUGUGUCACCCAGGGAGACAUCAUGCUGAGCAGUGAGGAAUGUUUUCUGUGGGCCCAGAGGAUCAGAGAGAACCGAGAAAAACUACGUCAACGCCACGGGAACACAGAGGAAGAAGAACGGACACACGCCCAUGGUACUAGUGGUAAGAGUGCCGGGAUGGAGGACGAGGAGGAAUUGGAAGAGAUCUCCAAGAGAAAAUCUGAAUCAAACACAGCGCCGGAGCAACUCACUAAUUACCGCAAAAACUGGCGGGUCUACUACAAGCACCCAAAGAAUAAAGAUGUUAAAAGAUCCCACCAAGGCGAGCAACGCAGAGACACCGAAAAUGUCGAGGACCAGGAAGAAAAAUCAGGAGAGCAUGUUGAUGACAUCACAGGGCGCCACCAGCCUGUCCACAGCAAUGGAGAGCAUGGUUUUAAGAAGCCGUCAAAUCACGUCAAAUCACCCGAGGAGGUUGAGGACCACCGUUCAUCUGGUCAUGAUGACCUCAGAAGUAGUAAGAAGCCGUCACAUCACGUCAAAUCACCCGAGGAGGUUGCGGACCACCGUUCAUCUGGUCAUGAUGAUGACGACAGUGGGAGUAAACGUCAUCAUGGCGAGCGUGACGUCACAGUUAAAGAUGAAAGUGACGUCAAUAAGAGGUCCGAUCACCCCCACUCCCCGGCCGGGGUGGUACUCUAUCAUAAAGGGCGCGUGGUUGAGACGUCACACUCAGAAGAGCAGAAGCACAAGCUGAAAUUACCAAACGAUGCUGGGAGCCCAGCGCGCAUGCGCGGAUUUUCUUCGGCCAGUGGCGACGUUUCUGGCACCAACAAGAGAGAUGAUGAAUUUUGUUUUUGUUAACAUUUGAAUAAGACACUUUAUCUUAACUGAUUGACGAACAGCAUAAAGGUUUUAAUCAGCUAUAAAAUGAGACUUUUUAACAAUAUUUACACAGUGCAUACUCAACACUUAUUUACCUUCUGCGGUCACAUUGUGUUCCUUAUGGUUUGCACUGAACACUGAAAAUUUAUUCUAAAUACAAUGUAAAUAUUUCAUCAAUGAUUGUAGCAUAAAUACAUUUUGCAAAGAAAUUCUAAAUUGUCUUCAUUUACAUGUAUAUUAUUAAUUCUGAUCCAAUGUCAUUAUUAUGAACUGAUUAUAAACACACAAUUUACCAUUACAAUUUUGAUCACUAAAUUUACCAUUUAGUGAUCAAAAACCUUGUAAUUUGAUAAGAUAAAAAAUAUCCCGGUAUAUUACCAAAUUGUCUCUAGUCGUCCAUGUCAAUCGAUGGAUGUUGACCCUUGUCAUGUACUGGCCUCGGGACCCGGGGGAUACAUCUAACUGCCGGGGUGACUGGAAUGGUAGUCCCCUAGGGAUAGUAGUCCGUUCUCAAUUACUUUGUACUGGGCACAUCUGAUAUUCUCCAACAUACCUACCCCAAUACUACGACUUACCCUAACCUGUACUAAUUAUAUGGGACUUCCCUUUCUAGGACUGCCAUUCCUGUCACACCUGUCAAUACUC
This is a messenger RNA of Lingula anatina, 2245 nucleotides long. RefSeq lists its product as uncharacterized. Lineage: Eukaryota; Metazoa; Brachiopoda; Lingulata; Lingulida; Lingulidae. The record is from RefSeq and is a predicted model, not a curated record.